Molecule: messenger RNA, 2259 nt
Organism: Eimeria maxima
Lineage: Eukaryota; Apicomplexa; Conoidasida; Eucoccidiorida; Eimeriidae
Product: RNA helicase, putative
Exons: 8
Coding region: 1-2259 (752 amino acids)
Cellular component (GO): nucleolus
Molecular function (GO): nucleic acid binding; ATP binding
Source: RefSeq, a predicted model, not a curated record
AUGGGGGAGCUCGUGCCUGUACGUAAGAAGCAACCUGGGGGCCCCCUUAAGGAGGGGAUACAGAAGAAGGAGGCAACACUGCCGCUGCUGCUGCCGCAGCUGCAGCAGCAGCAACAGCAACAGCAACAGCAGCAGAAAGUACCGCAGUUAAUUACAGGAGGGGCCCUUGCUGCUUCAAGGAGGUUUGGUGAUGUUGCUGUUGAGGCCCCCACAGGCAGCGGCAAGACAUUAGCUUUCCUUAUUCCUGCUGUAUCUAGAUUGCUGCAGCAGUUGCUGCAGCAGCAGCAGCAGCGGCAGCGGCAGCAGCAGCAACAGCAGCACGAGGAUGGGGAAGAGCAGCAGGUAGAAAUUGCAGAGCCUGUUGACUUACGUGCUGCAUUGACAGAGACACCUGAAGAAGAAGCAGCUGCUGCUACCUCCGAUGCAGCAGCAGCAGCAGCAGCAGCAGUAGCAGAUGCAGAGUUUUGCUGCAGAAUAGGAGUCCUUAUUAUAGCGCCUACCCGUGAACUUUGCUGCCAAACGCAUGCAGUGCUGCAGCAGCUGCUAUCCUCCCUUGAGCGUGUCUUGCUGCCACCAGACGACCCAGACAGCAGCAGCAGCAGCAGCAGCAACAGCAACAGCAGCAGCAGCAGCAGCAGCAGCUUCGUGCUGCGUGCCCUCUGCCUAACAGGAGGAGGGAGGCCUAUAGAGGCAGAUGUUGCUGUUAUUAAGAAGAAGAGCAGCAGCAAAUCCCUCUUUAUUCUCUCCGCUACACUAGGAAGACUACUUACUCUAUUAGAGCUACCCCAGCAGCAGCAGCCACAGUGGGGUUGGAGACACCUGGAGAUGUUAGUAGUAGACGAAGCAGAUCGUCUGUUAGAUGAGCAGCAUGCGCAGCAGCUGCAGCAGCUGCAUGCAGCAGCAGCAGCAGCAAGACAGCAGCAACUGCUUCCUAGUCAGAGGAGAGAACAGCAGCGGCUGCAGACUAUCUUCUUCUCUGCUACCUUAUCUGGCUGCAUGCAGCAGCAGCUAAUUAAGGGACUAUUAAGGGAGCCUGCGCACUUUGAUGCAGCAGCAGCAGCAGCAGCAGCAACAACAACAGCAGCAGGGACAGGUGAGGAGACACCUGGCAAGGGACAAGGAGACAGCAGCAACAAAGGAAGAGGAAGAGGAUGGGGGGGACUAAUAGAGAAGGUACACGGGCGUAUGAAGCAGCGAGCCCGCAGUGCAGCACUCAGCAGAUUCUGCAGCAGCAACAGCAACAACAACAGCAGCAGCAACAACAACAGCAGCAGCAGCAAGAGGAAGGGGGCAUUGGUGCUGCUGGCUACGGAUGUUGCUGCUAGAGGUUUAGAUUUCCCUGAUGUUAAUUGGAUCAUACAGCUAGACCCACCACAGAACCCUGAGGUGUUCGUACACCGUAUAGGGCGUACAGCUCGUGCUGGGCGCAGCGGCGCUGCGCUGCUGCUGCUGCUGCCGCACGAAGACGCCUAUGAGAACUUCUUAAGGAAUAGAGGGGUACAUCUGUCUCCUUUUGAGGAGACAGUAGAGGGGCAGGUGCUGCAGCAGGCAGCAACAGCAGCAACAGCAGCAACAGCAGCAGCAGCAGCAGCAGCAGAUACACCAGAGGAGCAGCAAGAGAAGGCUAGCCCUUUUAUUGCUAAGACAGAGACAAACGCCAUUAAUGACGCACUACAAGAAGCUGUCCAAGAGGAGCUGAACCUUGGCCGUUUAGGGACAGCGUUGCGGCUGCUGCGGCUGCCGCGCAUGCGCGAGGUGGUGGGUAAGAGUCUUAAGGAUUUUAAACAAAGCCCCAUUGAUCCUGCAUGCGUUCCUUAUAAACAUGAUGCAGCAAGAGAGCAGCAGCGGCAGCAGCAACUGCAGCAAAUCCAUGAGAAAAGGGCGCAGCAGCAACUAGAGAAAGAAAAAAGAAAGAAAAAAGAAGAAAAAAAACAAAACCCUAAUGGACCCAACAAACAAAAAAGAACAACUAGCGAGAAAAGACAAGCUAAAAGGAGGAAUGCGAUAGAUGAAUGGAGGGAACUCGCCUUUGAAGAGGGGCCCCAAGAGGACAAUCCUCAAGGAGACAGCGACCUCUCCUCUUCGGACUUUGAUAGUGAUGACAGCGACAGCGAUGGAGCAGCAAGCAGCAGCAGCAGCAGCAAGAAGCAGCAGCAGCAGCAGCAUAAGUUUGGGGGCCCUGGGGGCCUUAAAACUGCCGGCAAAAGGAAACCCGCAUGGGCACGAAAGGGUAAACACAAGAAAAAGAGGAAACACUGA